Messenger RNA from Diachasma alloeum, 1048 nucleotides. It is a transcript of the gene mRpL20, whose product is annotated as 39S ribosomal protein L20, mitochondrial. Gene Ontology annotation, biological process: translation; ribosomal large subunit assembly. The record is from RefSeq and is a predicted model, not a curated record. Lineage: Eukaryota; Metazoa; Arthropoda; Insecta; Hymenoptera; Braconidae. The coding region runs from base 432 to 878 and encodes 148 amino acids. The transcript is spliced from 3 exons. Gene Ontology annotation, cellular component: ribosome. Gene Ontology annotation, molecular function: structural constituent of ribosome; rRNA binding.
UUUUCGUCGUUUGAUUGUUUGUCGAUCAAACAAUUGAAUUACCAAUUAAUCAUCGACUUUUAAACUAAUUAUUGAUAUUGAAAAUUAAGUGAGGAGUCAAAACAAACGGACAUAACCGUAACUUUCACCUUAUUUGUUUAAAGAAUGACUCAAUCGUUCAUCAGCUGGAUGAAAUUAAUUGCUUAUUGCAUUGAUGAUUAAUUAUGGAGUGAUCACUUACUUCUUCUUAGGCCCCAUCUCAACCCGUUCGAGAGUAUAAUUGAUUCUACUGUGUUUAUCACGUGCGCCGGAUUGCAAACGUGAUAUAAUUGAACAUAACCUAACAUUCCUCUCACACGCUCGACAUUUCGGAGUGGUGAUUGGAGAUUAGAGUGCAGAGGAGUGAAAUUGAGCAGAUAUAGCUGUCGAAAAGUGCAUUUGAGUGAUUAAUAAUGGUGUUUCAAUCGCUGACACUGUUCUCGAGGUGCAAAGGACCUGAUCAAUUCUGGAGGAAGAGGAAAAUCUUCAAGAUUGCAGCUCACUUCAGGAAUCGUGGAAGGAACUGCUACUCCAUCGCAAUUAGAAGGUUCCACCGCGCCAUGCUCUUCUCCACUAGAGGAAGACAGCUCAAGCGAAUGCAAUUGCACGAUUUAUGGGAGAAGAGAUUGGAUGCAGCAUGUGAAGAGCAGGGAAUAAACUUCAGAACGAUGAAAGAGGGUCUGGCUCGCAGUGAGAUAUUGGUGAACAGGAAAGUCCUGGUGGAUCUGGCAAUCUGGGAGCCUCGCACUUUCAAAUCCCUGGCUAAAAUUGCCUGGGCCAGGGCCAAACUCGACGGUUUAAACAGCAUGAGUAACCCCGAUCUUCCUCCAGGAGUCAUCACCCGAGGAAUGCUUAAGUAAUCACUUCAUUUAGGGAAUAAGACCACCAGUUAUUGAUAUAAAAUUUGAAUAAAAUGUUGAAAAAAAAUACGAAAAAUACAAUCUGUGCAUUAGGUUUUAUUGAGUCAGCACAUAAUGUGUAAUGUCCAUAAUUAAAUGACAUUUGAAUAUACAUUAUCAACAGCCAACAA